Messenger RNA from Trematosphaeria pertusa, 1469 nucleotides. Its product is annotated as eukaryotic translation initiation factor 3 subunit H. The transcript is spliced from 3 exons. Gene Ontology annotation, molecular function: protein binding; metallopeptidase activity; translation initiation factor activity. Gene Ontology annotation, cellular component: eukaryotic 43S preinitiation complex; cytosol; eukaryotic translation initiation factor 3 complex. NCBI's taxonomy places the organism in Eukaryota, Fungi, Ascomycota, Dothideomycetes, Pleosporales, Trematosphaeriaceae. The coding region runs from base 67 to 1173 and encodes 368 amino acids. The record is from RefSeq and is a predicted model, not a curated record.
CAACAAUCACCAGCGCCGUCCGCAGCCCCACCCCGACAUCGACACUCCUCCUUACACCCUGACAAUAUGACCGACCCUCUGAAAGAUUCGCCGGUGAAGGCGGUCCAGGUUGAAGCCCUAGUCGUUAUGAAGCUCGUCAACCAUGCUGCAAAAACCUUCCCGACAGUCGCGACUGGAUCUCUUGUUGGUAUGGAGUCUGCAAAACAGCCCGGCCUGCUCGAAAUCACGUCCUGCUUUCCCUUCCCGACCAUCGAUGUCCCCGCCACCGAUGGCCACCAGCAGGAGUCCGCCGCAAACCUCGCGGCUGCCGCACCCCGCGCAAAAGCGAACGUCGUAUACCAGAAUGAGAUGAUCAAGUUCCUGAGGGAAGUGAACGUGGAUGCGAACAACGUUGGUUGGUACACGAGCACGAGCAUGGGCAACUUUGUCCAUCUGAACACAAUCGAGAACCAAUUCUUCUACCAGAAGGAGAUGAACGAGCGGACGGUGGCGCUGGUCCACGAUGUGAGCAGGAGUUCGCAGGGAAGCCUGAGCCUGCGCGCGUACAGGCUGUCGCCUGCGUUUGUGGCAGCGUACAAGGAGGGCAAGUUCACGACGGAGAGUCUGCAGAAGAGCGGUCUCCGGUACCAGGACAUCCUGGUCGAGCUUCCUGUCACGAUCCACAACUCCCACCUCCUCACCCCGCUACUUCACCAGCUUCCCUCAGACGCGCCCAAGGAGGAGCUUUCCUUCCCGCCAAACCUCGCCGCCCUGCAGCAAGACCCGAACACCCCGCUACCGCCACUUUUCCCGAACUACGACAGUCUUGACCUCUCGAUAGACCCCUUCCUCGAGAAGACGUGUGAUCUGCUUCUCGAGAGCAUCGAGAACCACCACACUGAGCUCAACAACCAUUCAUACUACCAGCGAUCGCUUGCGCGUGAGCAGGCUAAGAUCACUGCAUGGCAGCAGAAACGGAAGGCGGAGAAUGCUGCAAGGACAGCCUCCAAGCAGCCCUUGCUCCCAGAGGACGAGUGGCAGAGGCUUUUUAAGCUGCCGCAGGAGCCGAACAGGUUGGAGACGCUGCUCAACUCAAGGCAGGUUGAGCAGUAUGCGCGGCAAGUGGACGGCUUCACUGCGGGCGUCAGCGCGAAGAUGUUUGCCGUGAAGAGCAAUCUGCUGCCCGGAGAGUAAAGGGUGAUGUGCAGCGGGUUCCUCUUGUUAAUGCUUCUCCGUCACGGCAUGGGCACGGCGUUGGGUGGGCAGAUUCGAGCUUAGACAGGAGCUCAGGGUGGGUCCUUCAUAGACGAUAUGAGCGGCGACUGCAGCUGCAGUGAAAUGACGAAAAUACCAGCACCUGUUCGAACGAACAAACUCUUUUGAGGACCGCGAUUAAUUGCAAUGUGCCGAGUUUCCAGAUUCUGGCCUCUGGUAGAGACUUGGUGGAAUCCAAGACAGAUGGUCCCGCGCCAUAAACAUACGUCCGUAGU